Molecule: messenger RNA, 3971 nt
Organism: Scophthalmus maximus (turbot)
Lineage: Eukaryota; Metazoa; Chordata; Actinopteri; Pleuronectiformes; Scophthalmidae
Gene: adpgk2
Product: ADP-dependent glucokinase 2
Exons: 7
Coding region: 276-1739 (487 amino acids)
Biological process (GO): glucose metabolic process
Cellular component (GO): endoplasmic reticulum
Molecular function (GO): ADP-specific glucokinase activity
Source: RefSeq, a predicted model, not a curated record
CCAUUACCGAACCCGGACAGAGGCGCUUCGGCUUGUAAAAAAAGAAACACCGGUGGAAUAAAAAGGCUCCACUGUGAGAAGAUGAAGAUUGGACUGUGGUUGUUCACAGAGACAGCAUAAUAUUGCUUUUAUUCACAGCUGAAGUGCAGGAUUGCGCAGUAUCCGUCCAGAUAAGGUUCACCCGGGACACUCCGGUUGCCUAAACAAGCCUCCACCCCAGCGCGGUGCUCUUUACUGGUGGCGGUGGUGCAUGUUCAACUCAGUCGUAGCCAGCGAUGGAGGAAGGCGGCAGGGUUUCGUGGGUGAGAUACGGGCCUCUUGUGUCCCUGCUCGUGGUUCUGUUGGCCCUCUGGUUCCGGUCACCCCAGAACGAAGUGCUGGACGACCGACUGGACACGGUGCUGUCCUCCCUGCUGCGGGCUGAGCAGAAGGUCGGGAUGAACAACGUCGCCAGACCGAAAGUGGCUGUGGGUUUUGGAGGUUGUGUUGACCUGAUAGUUGAUGGGGUAACGCUGCUCAAUAAGAUCGGCCUCCCUCUCACAGACCAGCCGCUGCAUCAUGACUACAUAGUCAACAUGGAACAGUUGGCUCAGAGCUUUGCCUACUUCUUUGCUCCGGGAGCUGCUGCAGAGCGUUUUAUGCUUAAUGACACACUCUUUAGUGAGCUGGUCGAGGCGUCCCGUGACCUACCUGGGAACAGAUGGGCAGUAGGCGGCAAUGCGCCUGUAAUGGCUGGUCGCAUGGCAUCCGAGGGAUGUGAUGUGUUGCUGGGGGGAAGCUUCAGCCCUGACUUUACUGAUGUCUUGUCGCAGCACAUCACAGUGGCAGGUACCAUUGUAGAAGAGCCAGACAUUCAUCUAAUCCUAGAGUAUCCAUCUGGAGCGAGCUGGGGGAACUACACCUCACGUAGAGCCAACAGAUACAUCAUCCACAGUGAUGACCACAACCCCUACCUGGCUUCUAUGGAGGAAUUUGCUGAGAAACUUGACAACUUUAAACCAGAUCUGGUGGUGGUGGGCGGCCUGCAAAUGAUGGAUAACUUCCCCUUCCAGGAAGGUGAGCGGCACACUCUCCUCUCCCGCCUGGCCGACCUCUUGUCCUCCUCGUCUCCUCAGAUUGGCAUUCAUUUUGAGAUGGCUAGUUUCGUAGAAGAGAGUAUAAUGGAAGACUUGCUCCACUAUGUCAUUCCCCACGCGGACUCUUUGGGGAUGAAUGAACAGGAGCUUCCCAACCUGCUCAGCCUGCUGAAAGGCUCAAACAUCACCGUGUUGUCAGACCCAAACCCUCGUGUAGCUACGGUCCUCGACCAGAUGAGGGAGGUCUAUCGCAUUCUAAACCAGCGCCACAGGGAUGCACACGAUGCCGGUGCUAAAGGUAAAUCGCUGACCAGGCUCCAUGUACACACGCUGGCUUUCCAGGCCAUGAUCGUGACCCGUGGCUCUCAGUGGAAGAACACCAUGUCCGCCACGGCCAAGGCGUCUCUCACAGCUAACCGCCAUGUCUGUGGCUCUGAUGACAUUGACCCCAACAAGGCGAGGCUCAUCAUGGAUGACUCAUUCUCUGUUAGCCGGCGGGAAGGCAGCCAGCGUAUCCCUCUGCAGGAGACCAGGCCCGUGAGCUGCUGGGAUGAGGACGAUUAUGAGAUCUGUGUGGCCCCUGUGCUGGUCUGCACUGAGGUUUACCAAACUGCAGGUGGAGGGGACAACAUCUCUGCUGCUGGCCUUGUGCUGCAGAUCUAGACAAGGACACUGAAUGGUCUGUCAGUCUAUGGGUAGGGCAUACUACAUGUUUGCAGCAACGAGACUCUGGAAACUUGAUCUAGGUGGGAUGCAAAGUAGCUGUUGUGGUGAACGCAGGUGCGGAUUGUGAAAGGUACCAGGAAAAUGCUAUCACACUUGCAGCUCAUAGCACAGGUGGACCAUAAGGAAAACGGAUUAUCACUUUAAUAAUGGAGUUAAAUGAUGUGGCACAGUGGUUAUUAAUCUGGUUAAACCACUAUAUCGUAAAUAUGAGCUCAGUUUUAUUUAUUUGAAAGAGCUACAGAGAAAAAUCAACCCAAAAAUGACAGUUUUGUAAACGGAGUAAAGUCUAUGUCAACAUAUACUUCGGUUAAUGCUGUUUUCUGAUCUAUACAUAACGCAGAGUAUGUAUUUCUAGUGUCUUUGCCUGAGUGCAAAGCCCUCAGGUAUCUAGUUUAUUUGAUUUUGAGAACCAAAAAUUUCCUGUCCUCCUCCAUUUCUCCAAGGCCUUAUGAGACUUGGCCUUCAGUCAGGAUGACAGAAAGAGGGAUGACGUUUGGAUGAAGUCAUCCAGAUACUCAGUUGUUAUUAUAGAGCCACACUAAGUAGCUUUGAGUAGCAUAUCAAGACUUUGAAUGCAUCAUAGGUGUUUACAGGGCUGCACAACUUCUGUUCUCUUUGUCAUUUAAACCUGUGACUCUACUAUGCAGUAGAUUUCUCCACUAGCUGAAUCGUUUCUUGACAUCAUGUAUAUAGGUUUUCACCUACCUAAAGUCUACAGGUCCAACCAGUUAACAAAGCAUUUGACCUCACCUGCCUGGCAACAAAUGCAGUUUCAGAAGAACUUCUCAACGGCCGAGAAAUGAACCACCUGGCAGAUUUAAUGUGAAAGCUCUGUCCUGCCUCUCCCCACUCCUGUCUCAUUCUCAAAGGCCAAAACGUAGAAAGCUGGUGAGGUGAUCACCUCCUCCUCCUCCUCCACCACCUCCCAAUAUACAGAUAUGUGAAUAAUGUGCAAACUGCUUUGGGUGAGUUUGAUUUGUUUUUGGGAUUACCAUUCCUCAGUGUCUGUGUCAGUGCAAUAAUGCAAACACUCAGUUGAGAGACCACUGUUAGCUGGAUAUGAUGUCAACAAUUCUUCUCUACCUCCAUGUCGUCUCUUCCCCUUUUUGUUGUCUUUUUUAAUUAUUACUAUAUUUCUUCCUGGUUUCUUCUUGCGUUUGUUUAUUGCUCUUUAAGGACCAAAUAAUAAAUGUGAACUGCCCUAGUCACAGUUUGUUUAGGGGGGGAGUUAUUGUCAGACAGCUUUCACAUUUUCACAUGAUAGGGCUGCAUAUUGUGGAAUACAGUUUUCAACUCUGAUCUGUCUCCCCUCAAUGUCCAGCCACAAAAAAUUCCAACACGAUAUGUUGGUGCUCUGCUAGUGGACUGGCCCUUUAUCCUUGUGACCAUUCACACUCACAGCCACUACUUUAUUAAUUUCUCGUUCCUAAAAUAUUGUUGUUGAGAUCAUCUUAAAGCCCCUGUCUCUAAAUGACCAUCAUCAUCGUACUUCCAUUGCACUGUCCUCUGGAUCUGAAUCACUUUUAUUUGAAACUGAAUUUACAGAACCACUUGGACUUCAAUGAUGGGGAAUGAUGCCAACUCUUUUAUUUUUCUCACUUUGUUCAAAUCAAACAUUCCACCACAGACCAAGCUUCGGUUAUUUUCCGCGUUCAGUUUGAAGUUUUUUUUCGCAGCUACACCUUAGCUUCAUUUUUCUUUUAAAUUUUUUUCUUUCUUUCCGAGAGGUACACAGUUAUUUGUCGUACAAUGCAACGUGUGUGAGGUCAAGCGAAAACAAGAAUCUAGGGAAAGGGAAGGUUAAGGAAUCCCUUUAAAUCUUUUCUGUGUAGCAAGACUGGAGUGAUGUGAGGCUGUUGUUUGAUGAUGCCGAAGGCAAAUGAGCCGCCUCCCUUCUUCUGUGAAAAGGGAACGUUUGAUACAGACUUUUUGUUUAAGGGUCACGUUUUAUUUUCUCACGUCAUUGUAUCACGUGGCGACUGGACGCUGAGAGGAAAGUCAUGUUUUUACUGUGAAACUAGUGCAAUGCUCAUCAAGCCGGGGCGUGACAUCAUGUCAUCAUGAAUUCAUGUCACUCAUGUUCCAAAGCUGUGUUUAACUGUUUCAUGCAUGUUAAUUAUUCAAUGCAAAAUCACCAGAGAUAAAAAUACAAUGCUGAUUAAGCAAUCA